AUGGACGUCACGUCUUCCACUUCCAGUAUAUUCAACCUGGUCGCCAUUUCCGUCGACAGGUAUAUCGCUGUAACGCAGCCAAUAAAAUAUGCAAAGCACAAGAAUAAUAGACGUGUGUGGUUCACCAUAGUCCUCGUGUGGCUAAUUUCAGCUGCCAUCGGCGCCCCAAUAGUACUAGGUCUCAACGAUACACCCGACCGCAACUUCGAUGAAUGCCUCUUCAAUAGUCAGAACUAUGUAUUAUAUUCAUCAAUUGGAUCGUUUUAUAUUCCUUGUAUAAUGAUGAUGUUUCUGUAUUACAAUAUAUUUAAGGCGCUUAGAAAACGAGCGAAAAAGCAACGAGCUGCUAAGAAGCCUCCCAUUUCCGGGGAUCCUCUAACCGGUGUGACGACUGCCGUAGUCAUUGAAAAUGUUGCACAGACGAGGCAACUGGCAGAAACCGCCUUACACGACGACCGGCCCACCAACACCGGUUCAGGGAGCAACGAGGAUGACCACGAUGAUAGUUUUGACAAGAGAUCUGGAGACUUGGAGGCUGAUGCAGAUGGAUGCCACGUGAUCCCAAAUGAUAAAUCAACAGAGUUCAUGCUAGCGUCUGUUACUGAAGAGAAAACCAAGACGCCCAAGAAAGUUCUUAAAAUGCAAAUUAUGCCCGACCCGAAUGGAAAUAACGAUUCGGGUUACGCAGCUUCCAACAUUGAAGAUACGAUACGGGAACAUGUAUCUCCGCCGGGAUCUCCGGGAUUACAGGGAGCCACGGUUUUACGGAAUGUGUCUUGCGAUUCGAAGUGGAGGAAAAACGGGAAAAUGGCAAGAAUAGAUACAGACUCAAGAAACGCAUCGCUCGCUCUUCGGUCUGAUGAUGAUCAUGAAGCUAGCCAAUUAGAUCUCCGCGACGGUUCAACCUCCAAAAAAGAGCGGAAAGCCAGCGCUGCAACGGCUCGUUUCACCAUCUACAAGGCGAAUAAAGCUAGCAAGAAGAAGAGGGAGAAGUCCUCAGCCAAAAAAGAGAGGAAAGCUACAAAAACAUUAGCCAUUGUUUUAGGUGUAUUUUUAUUCUGUUGGGCUCCAUUCUUCACCUGCAACGUUGUAGACGCCAUCUGUGGAAAGUUUGGACUACAAUUUAGUCCUGGUGUCACGGUCUUCAUUCUCAACACUUGGCUCGGAUACAUCAAUUCGUUUCUCAAUCCUGUCAUCUACACAAUAUUCAAUCCCGAAUUUAGAAAGGCGUUUAGAAAGAUUCUUAAAUGCAGUACCUAG
Parnassius mnemosyne (clouded apollo) is the source of this 1260-nucleotide messenger RNA. The record is from the annotation of a GenBank genome assembly. NCBI's taxonomy places the organism in Eukaryota, Metazoa, Arthropoda, Insecta, Lepidoptera, Papilionidae.